AAGGGGAAAAAAGUGAAAAAUGCGCGGGGAGUGGAGUAAAGUUUUUUUUUUUCGGUUUCUGCUGUAAGCGUGGUAACACUGGGCAAUAAUUAACCUAUUUCUGUAACGGUGCCAAGCCAUGCGCCACAAUCAAGGUGUGCAAAAAAAAAACCCCAUUGUAGGGCUUUCAAUUUGAAAUGGAAGUCAGCAUAGAAACAAGUGAUUUCAAUACUCUCUUUCCAUGAUAUGACAGAUUUGUAUAGAUAAUACAAGCUAGGAAGAAGCAUACAAGUCAUUACAGCUAUUCUUCUUUAAAAAAGCUAUAUGUAGCGAUUGCCAUCUUAUUCAAUGGCCUAAAACAUAACUUUCCUUUGAAAGACAUGUACAUUUUUCAUUUAACGAUGUGCGAUUCUAAUUUUAGACGAAUGGACGAAAAUGCCUUACCUAAAGUGUUAGUCAUCAACGCUUUAUUGGAUGGAAGUCUAUCUCCGGCCCCAAGUUCCAACAUUUUAUACCAUUUUCAAAAAGAAGGUGGGAAUGAAAAAGUUGGAUCUCCACCUUUAUUCUCAUUCGCCUGGGAAAAAGGCUGGACAAGGCUACAGCAAUCGUGUAACAAUAACCCCUUCUACUACGUAGCCUGUAAAAAAAGAGUGGCUGUCUACAGUGCACUUGCAGUAACACUGGCCGGGCCACUUUCACUCAAUAGACGAGGGAAUAGACGUCUGAUAAUUGUAAAAAUUGCAAACACUUCACAGAAUGACAACCUUGGAAAACGUCCGUUCUGCCGAGAUGAAUCCCACGGAAAAGCGUCGGAAUGUAUUCACUUGUUGAUGUUGAAAAUGCUUGAUUUUAUUCUACUCAAUAACCUUCAUUUAUGA
Messenger RNA from Mycotypha africana, 857 nucleotides. RefSeq lists its product as uncharacterized. The record is from RefSeq and is a predicted model, not a curated record. NCBI's taxonomy places the organism in Eukaryota, Fungi, Mucoromycota, Mucoromycetes, Mucorales, Mycotyphaceae. Bases 360 to 857 code for a protein of 165 amino acids. The transcript is spliced from 5 exons.